AUGGGUCGAACAGUCAGGCAAAAGCGGAAGAACCGCUCCUCGCGCCCCAAAGUCAGGCAGCCCAACAAGCCCAAGAAGGCACUGAACCCACUAGGGAAUGAUCUGAUUGCGAAGAACUGGAACAAGAAAGAAACCCUGACGCAAAACUACCGCCGCCUCGGUCUCCUUACGCGCCUGCAGGCCCCGGCGGGUGGCGUCGAGCCCGGGCUACGCGGUGCGGCCGGCGACAAGAGCAGUGCGCAUGCGCCCCUGGGCCUAUCGGAGCGCAAGUCGACUGCAAGCAGCGCGGUGCGCGAGGUGCGCGUGAAGCGAGACGCAGACGGGCGCAUCGUGUCGGUCAUCCGGGAGGAGGCCUCGGCGGCGGCCAACCCGCUCGACGACCCGCUCAACGAGCUCGAGACCGAUUCCGACUGGGAAGGGUUCGGGUCCGACGACGAGGAGCCUACCGGGGACCGUGUCGUCGACCAGCUGGAGCGGAUGGCGAGAGUGCCUAGGGUCAAGACGGUCAGGGGGCUGAGCGAGAGGGAGGUUGAGUGGCUGGAGAGGUUGGUGGCCAAGCACGGAGACGACGUCAAGGCCAUGGAGAGAGACCAUCGGUUGAAUCCGAUGCAACAAACCGCGGCGGACAUUUCUAGGCGGUUGAGGAGGUUAAGGGGGGAAUGA
Pyricularia pennisetigena is the source of this 663-nucleotide messenger RNA. RefSeq lists its product as uncharacterized. The record is from RefSeq and is a predicted model, not a curated record. Gene Ontology annotation, cellular component: nucleolus. The coding region runs from base 1 to 663 and encodes 220 amino acids. Gene Ontology annotation, biological process: ribosomal large subunit biogenesis. NCBI's taxonomy places the organism in Eukaryota, Fungi, Ascomycota, Sordariomycetes, Magnaporthales, Pyriculariaceae. The transcript has 2 exons.